AUGGAAGAAGAUGAGAGGACGCGGAUGGAGGAGUGCAUCGCGGGGAGCUUGGUGGGGCUGGCGGUGGGCGAUGCGCUGGGCGCUCCCGUGGAAGGCAGGAGCGGCGACGAGGUGGCCAUCAUCCUCACCGGCGGCCACGCACCGCUGCGGCCUGCCAUGGCCGUGGACCACUGGGACGAGCACUGCGUGCGCGCAGCCUGCGAUGCCAAGAAGGCCCACCCCCACGGCGAGGAAGGUGGUGUGGAAUGCGGGUGGGACUACAGGCCCAACAUGUACGGGGUGCAGGGCAUCUACACCGAUGAUACCCAGUACUGCCUGUGCGGCCUCCAGUCCAUCUUCGAGACCGGCCACUUCGACCCACAGCGCACCACCGAGGUGUUCAGCCGCCUGCGCAUGUCCAAGGGCUCGGUCACAGGGAAAAGCUUCGGUCUGUUUCGCGGCACGGGCCAAUCCGGGAGGAAAGCGAUAACGAGGAUGGUCAACGGAGAAGACUGGCACGCGACUGGCCAGUUCACUGCCGGUAACGGAGCGGCCAUGCGCGUCGGCCCACUGGGCGCGUUCUACUACGCCGACAUCGACAAGCUGCUGGUCAACACCAUCGAGUCGGGCAUCGCCGCUGGGCUGGCCAUCGCCAUUGCCUGCGCCUUCUUCGUCGGGCGUGCUGCUGGCCAAUCCCAUGUUGUCGACAAGCCAUUAGCAACGCGCAGUUCAGACAUAGACAGCCACGGCUCUGACGACAGCGACGCCGAUGACGAUAGUGACGACGAUGAAGACAAUGACGACGAUGACGAUUUCGAUGCGAAGCAAUUCAUCGGGUUCGUGGCGGAGCACUGUCGCCGCGGGGAGGCGCUGAUGCUGGAGAACUAUGGGCGCCACCUGCUGUUCCCGGCCAAGACGGAGCUUGACACAUCGGCAUCGGGGUCGACCGCCCACAAGCAGCAGCCCCCGGCGAGGCGCGGCGGUGGGAAGGGGAAGAGACGACCACCGGCCAAAGACACGUUGCUCACCAACAAGCCACACGACCACCGCUCACCUGAUCUCGAGUGUAUGCUCUCUCCUCUCAUCGCCGCGGUGAAGCAACUGGCGAGCCUCGUCAACAGGAGCCUUGAUCGGGCGGGGAUCGACAUCAUGAAGAGGGUCUACUGGCCCGUCGCCCAGAAGCUGAGCAGCCGGAAGGUGACCCACCCGUGCCAGGGCUUCGCCUUCUGCUCCGUCCUGAUGUCGCUCCUCGCUGUGGCAUCGGCGUCGUCCUUUGAGGAGGCCGUGGUGGCCGCCAUCUCCAUGGGCGGAGACUGCGACACGGUCGGCGCCAUGGUGGGCACGAUGGGCGGGUCGCGCUGGGGGCUCUCAGCCAUCCCCAAGCGAUGGGCUCGCGGUCUGCACUUGGGCCAGCUGGCCACCGGCAGACUAAGCGUACAGCCAAUCGAGGAGGAGGAGGACCUGAGCGCGCCGAUAGGCGAACAAUGCCACGUCGACGAAUCAUCAAGCAACAGCGAAGAGGACGAAGACAGCGACCACGAGCUGGACGCGAUCAGAAGAGAAGAGAAUGGUGGCAGGAGCGAAGACGAAGAGGAUGCGGGGCGAGGGUCCAACAAGGCAGCAGUGACGUGUUGCUGCCCGCACCACUCCCUGGCCCAGCUGGUGGAGAUGGAGCGCAACCCGACCUGGCGCGUUCACGAAUGA
Molecule: messenger RNA, 1683 nt
Organism: Acanthamoeba castellanii str. Neff
Lineage: Eukaryota; Discosea; Longamoebia; Acanthamoebidae
Product: ADPribosylglycohydrolase superfamily protein
Exons: 11
Coding region: 1-1683 (560 amino acids)
Source: RefSeq, a predicted model, not a curated record